Messenger RNA from Lytechinus variegatus (green sea urchin), 2913 nucleotides. Its product is annotated as mitochondrial import inner membrane translocase subunit Tim16-like. The coding region runs from base 133 to 567 and encodes 144 amino acids. The transcript is spliced from 4 exons. Gene Ontology annotation, biological process: protein import into mitochondrial matrix. Gene Ontology annotation, cellular component: TIM23 mitochondrial import inner membrane translocase complex. Lineage: Eukaryota; Metazoa; Echinodermata; Echinoidea; Temnopleuroida; Toxopneustidae. The record is from RefSeq and is a predicted model, not a curated record.
GGUAUUGUAUUACAUCAUCGUAGUGAAUGACGACGUGAUUGAGGCCGGCAGCGCGGCACUGCUCUAAAAAAAUAUUUCUCUCCAAUUUUACAGUUAGAAGAUCACAGAGAAUCAUAUUAACACAUAUGAAAUAUGGCUGCCAAGUACCUGGCCCAGAUUAUUGUAAUUGGAGGACAGGUUGUAGCAAGGGCAUUCACAAAAGCUCUUCGUCAAGAAAUACAAGCAAGUCAACAAGCGGCACAGAGAGCUGGAGGGGGUAAGCAAGGGGCCAAGACUGCAGCAGCAGAUAACAUUACAGGAAUAACAUUAGAAGAAGCCCAGAAGAUUCUCAAUGUCAAAAGUCUAGGAGACCAAGAGGCCAUCUUGAAAAACUAUGAACAUCUUUUCUCUGUCAAUGAAAAAUCAAAAGGUGGCUCACUCUAUCUUCAGUCCAAGGUUGUGAGAGCCAAGGAGAGGAUAGACCAAGAGUUACAGGGCAAAGAGGAAGCCCAAAACAGGAAAACCAUCCCACCCGAUGCUGGUGGAUCAUCAUCACAGUCGUCAGAGCAGCCAAAGGCUGAUUCAUGAUAGUGGAUAGUCCAUCAGGCAUUGACAGAAAACUGAACAAUGAAUUUCAGACAAUGGGCAAUUAUUUAUGGAUGGCAGUGGAAUCAAAACACUCCAUCAGAGAUGAUUGAUGGGUGGAGAGAGAGAGAGAAAAAGCAAAAAAAGAACCGGAAAGUGGAAGUGUCUUCCAGAUGAUGAUGUACCAUGGAUGACAAGUCUGAAGGUGUGGCUGCUACACUUUCCUGUUACCCAAUCCAUUCUCAAUAGAUUUAAUGCCAUGCCUGUAUCCAUACAGAGUAUGCUUAAAGUACGAAUCAUCUCAUGUCUCGUUUUUUAGCCAGAGAGUGUUAGCUAUCAAACACUAUCAUGAAAUGUUAUGCAAAUAAUGAAUAUUUAUGAGUGCAAUGGACUAAAUACUUCAUGAGGUCGCUUUAUUGAAUGGAUCAUUUCAUCUUUCACCGAAUGAAGUAUUCUGUUCAUUGCACGAAUGAAAACAUUCUUUGUUUUAUAUAACACCUAAAAAUAUAUUCUUAUUCAUAUGAAAUUUAUGAAUUUCGAUGCAAAAUAUAUGCUCAUGCUGUGCGAGCUCGGUCUGUUGAUUGCCGUGUACUUGCAACAUGCGCGCUGCAAACACGAGUGGUUUUACUUGUGGUGCCUGCAGUCUGGGUGCACGCAUGCAAUGGACAAAAUUGUAUGGAUCCAAAAUUGCACGAUGAAUGGAUCCAACAUUGCACGGUUGAUGACGUCAUUGCAAAAUUGGCUGAAUGAUUGAUAUCAACAACCAAUCAAAUGACAAGAAUCUAUUUAGGUGUCCUAUAAUUGAAAAUAUAAACCAAGAGCAGCCCAAAUAUAAUAACUUAUUUACAGACCAGUUAUGAUCAAGAUUCAAUUGGUUUGCUGUCAGUGGUCAAUUUGGCAGUGUGACAAAGAUAUGCAAUUAGCUUCCUCAAGCUCACACUAUAGUGAAUGAAACAUUGAAGUCAUUGAUUUGCAUGCAAUUGAAUAUCAAUACUUUGUUUUAAUUUUGUUUUCAUACAGUAUACCUCCAGUUCAUUUUGAAGAGUGGAAAUUUUGAUCAGAUUGAUCGAUAUGUGUUGUAGGUUGACGAAAGUCUUCCCUUUGCAUCGAUGAUUCAUAAAAAGAAACGUUUGAAAGAAACAAAGUAUGUGUACUUUGGUUUUGAUUAAUAUUUGAAUGAUUCAACAAAAAAUCUUUGACUUGAGUGUUUGAAAUCUACUUGUACUAUGGUAAUGAAUUUAAAGUGUUAGAUAGUAUUUAUAUCUGACUUCAAAUGGUGUUAGAAUGACCUCAUGGAUGCAAGUACAUUUGUAAAAACUGAUUGGAAGCAUCAAUGGCGUACCAUAUGAUUAAUUUCAUCACACAUUUCAAGCCGACUUCAAUUACUGUUUACAUAUUUUAAAUUUGUGGGAUAAUAUUGAUAAAGAAUUUGAAAUUUUCAAUGUUUUCAAAUAAUAAAAACAAAAAAGAAAAUGAGGCAAAAGUAAGGCAGAGCACACCCCUUACAUGUACCUAUCUCUGAAUAUGAGAAUUAUUAGAAUGUAGUGUACUAAACUCUAGAGGGCAGCAAUCAUAAAAAUAUGUCAGUGCCAUAUUCAUGAUGUAUAGCAUAGUAUAUCUAGUAUGCCUCAUGCUUCUAUCCUUAACAAAUAAAUACACAAUUUAUUUUACUCUGUCAGUCAAAUUUAAUUGUGAAUGGUUAAAGCUAGGCUCCACACUUACUUUUUUUCUUGGUGGCCCAAACAAUCUAUAAAAAUCAUCAAUUUCAUAUUUUUGGUGGCCCUAAAACAAUAGAAAACAUUACAAUUUAUCAAAACUUUUGUAGCCCAACCGGGCCACCAAGUGUUGGCUUUUACAAAAUUUUAGUGGCCCGACUCUCAUUUUUGGUUGCCCCGGGCCACUGCUAAUGUCGAGCCCUGGUUAAAGAUUUAAAGGCGUAGUAUAAGAAUAAGGGGGAAUCGAUCAUAGUUUAACGUAUGCAUUUAUAGAGAAAUGUGAAACACUAUAUUUAAUUUCUAAAUUUGAAUACUCAUUUGGGUUUUAUUGUACAUUCUCCCUUUUGAUCCAAGUCUUAUAUUGUUAUUUAUAAAAUGUAAUCGUUUUUCGUUAAUCCAACAUGUCCUUUCAAUAUACCAUCUAAAAGUGAGUGUUCAAAAAAAUCUGCCAGAAAUUUAAUACCAGGUUUAAUGAGAUGUAAAGAACAAAGAUUCAGAUAUUGGACCAACUGCUGGGCAAAGUUUAUUGAAGAAAGUUAUGGAUGACUGAAUGGAUAUAAAGGAGUGUAAUCAGGAAAUACUGGAUUACUUGAAGAUACAUUUUAAAAUAUUAAAAAGUGUGUAUCUACAUUUA